Messenger RNA from Zophobas morio, 3063 nucleotides. RefSeq names its product methyl farnesoate epoxidase-like. Lineage: Eukaryota; Metazoa; Arthropoda; Insecta; Coleoptera; Tenebrionidae. Gene Ontology annotation, molecular function: heme binding; iron ion binding; oxidoreductase activity, acting on paired donors, with incorporation or reduction of molecular oxygen, reduced flavin or flavoprotein as one donor, and incorporation of one atom of oxygen. Gene Ontology annotation, biological process: xenobiotic metabolic process. Gene Ontology annotation, cellular component: cytoplasm; intracellular membrane-bounded organelle. The coding region runs from base 49 to 1530 and encodes 493 amino acids. The record is from RefSeq and is a predicted model, not a curated record. The transcript is spliced from 7 exons.
ACAAGAAGGACAUCAGUUUAGUGGAAGAGGUCGUCUCUGUUACCCACCAUGUUCACUUUUAUAUGUUUUGUAACAGUUGUAAUAUUAUUAUUAUUAUUACUAUGGGACACAAUUAAGCCCAAAGAAUAUCCUCCUGGACCAUCCUGGGUACCGAUUGUGGGAAACUUUUUAGAUUUCAGAAAAAGACUCGCGACUAUUGGAUAUCAUCAUUUGGUUUGGAAAGAAUUUUCUGAGGAAUACGGGAGUGUCGUUGGUUUAAAAAUGGGACGAAAUUUUGUGGUCACAGUUUUUGGUGCAGAUGCGGUUAAAGAAAUCCUCACAAGAGAAGAAUUUGAUGGAAGGCCUGAUGGAUUUUUUUUCCGAUUACGCACCUUUGGAAAAAGACUAGGAAUUGUGUUUUCGGAUGGACAAUUGUGGCAGAAACAACGUAAAUUUUCUCUGCAACAUUUACGUAAUUUCGGCUUUGGCCGAAAGGAAAUGGAAGAGAAAAUCGUUGAAGAAACUAGAGAUUUGAUUACUGUUUUUAAAAAACAGUGUUCUGAGCCUAUCUGGAUGCACACAGCUUUCGAUGUCUCAGUGUUGAACGUUCUAUGGGCUAUGAUGGCAGGAGAAAGAUUCGACAUAAAUGACGAAAGACUUAGAAAAUUGUUAAACAUUCUUGGUGACGCUUUUAAACUUACUGAUAUGUCUGGUGGUAUAUUGAACCAAAUGCCUUUUGUAAGAUUUGUUGCGCCAGAAACGUGUGGCUAUAAUCAGUUAAUGGACGUCUUGAUUCGAAUGUGGGAAUUUUUGCAGGAAACAAUUACUGAUCACAGAAAAACUUUAUGUAGUUUGCACGCCAGGGAUCUAAUUGAUGCAUUUUUACAAAAUAUGAAUAUAAAAAGCGAUCCUUCAUUUACGGAUGAUCAACUCAUGUCUUUAUGUCUCGAUUUGUUCAUGGCGGGUUCUGAAACUACCAGUAAUACUUUGAGUUUUUCCGUGGUGUAUAUGCUUGAAUUUCCAGAAAUUCAAAAAAAGGUGCAAGAAGAAAUGGAUGAAAUUGUAGGACGCAAUCGAUGGCCGACUUUACAAGAUAGACUUAAGUUGAAAUACACAGAGGCCGUUCUAAUGGAAAUUCAAAGACGUGCCAAUAUUCCUCCUCUGGGAAUCGCACAUCGAGCAACACGCAAAACAAACAUAUUUCAGUAUGCUGUACCAGAAGAUACUAUUAUUUUAACAAGUUUGUACAGUGUACACAUGGAUGAGAAAUUUUGGAUAGAUCCAUUAGCUUUUCGACCAGAGCGAUUUCUUGACAAAAAUGGAAAUUUGAGUGUAAAUGAAAAAUAUUUUCUACCUUUUGGAUAUGGAAAACGUCGUUGUUUGGGUGAAUCUUUGGCGAAAGCAAAUUACUUUUUAUUUUUUACAGCGUUACUGCACAAUUUUUAUUUGGAAAAGUCUUUCGAGGGACCUUCACCACAACUCGAAGGUGUCGAUGGAGUGACUAUAUCACCUAAACCGUUUAAGGCUAAAUUAAUUCCAAGGAGCGAUUAAAUAAAACACAACUUAUCGAUGUUAAGUUAUUGAUAAUUAUUGUUAGUUAUUAUAUUAUACCGUAUGAUCCAAAAGUUUUCUCAUAAAGGGAGGCUGUCAUCAGCGCACGUAAGACAUGAGAGAUAGAGAGCUAAUGUAUUGGAAAGAAAUAGGAUAAGCUUACGUAUAUUAACUACCGUCUUCUUUUACGAGAACUAUUUUGGGUUUUUAGAUCAUUUUUUUUUAGAUAAUAAGCAAGAUCUUAUAUUUUAUAGGGGGUGUUUCAAUAAUAAUAAAUAAUAACAAUAAUAAUUUAAUCGUAUACAAAAUUAUAAAAAUGUUGUUUGGUCUCAUCUAAAAUAUAUCUUAGAGGAUAUACAGUGUGAGUCACUAAGCGCUCGGUCCUCGAUAUCUCAUUAAGUCAUUAAUUAUUUGACAAAGUCAAACACUUGAAGGAUCAUACACUACAAUUGUUAUCAACUACGAGAUAAGAGUAUCGUGUUUUGUUGGAAAUAAAGACAUUAUCAUUAUCAUUAAGGCGUAACAUACAACUUAGUUUUUUUAAUGGAAUGCCCUAUAUACACAUUUUACAUAUUCUGAGCCUAAGAAGAGGUCAGGCUUUAUUACCACAAUUUGUUUUUGCAAUUCUAAUGCGACGUUGCCACGUUAUUCCAAUUUUCUUGAAAAAAUUAUUACACUUUUCAUAUAUCGAUAUUUCAGUUUUUUCAAAUAGAGCACCCUCUAUUUUCUUACUGCAUCUUAAUCUUCUUUUUGUUGUUUUUUCUUUAUUAAGAAACACGGACAUAUCGAAAAGAAAGAGAAAAACAAGAGUAAAAUGCAGUAUUAAAAUAAAGGUACAAAAAAGCUGAAGGUAUGAAAAGAUAUUUGAAAAUCGUAACGUUUUAGAAUUUUUUAUAAACACUCUGUAUAUUAAAAUUGUAUUUAAUGGAUACCACAACAAAGUGCGUACCUCUGCUUAUUUCCCCAUUAAAUAUUGCACAGAGAUCUUAAAAAUAACAUAUCUAUAGUCUUUGCCAUUUCUAUUGAAACACCACUGGUUAAUCGUAAAUUUGGCAACGUUCAUAUUCAGACAAUUUUGUAACUAAAAGCCGUUGUCAAUCAACGGAAAGCUAUUACCAAUUGCUAAAUUUUAAACAAAAUCAACAGGUGGUGUUUGAAUAGAAACGGCAAAGACAAUAUAUCUAAUAAUAAUUUAUGAGAUUUCGAGGACCGCGCGCUUAGUGACUCACUCUGUAUAUGUACAUAUGCAUACACAUGAAAACAUAGAACAUGAAAAACUAUAAUAAAAUUAUCUUGUAGAUCAUUUACAUUUAAAACAAUUUACAAAUUUAUCUACAGAUUAGAAAAUGUUUCUAGUAAAAUUAGUUUGGGUUUUUUUUGAUAAGUUCUGUUUGGACGAUGAUAUGAAGUAACUAAUAAUUCCUGACUUCUGGCACAAUAGCUACGAGUUUUUUUGGCAAUAAAUACUGGUAUUCAUAUGCGUUUAUGAAUGUGGUUGGUAGGUAUUGUAAAUACAGACAGAGCAACGGUAAA